GGAGCUGCAGCUGAGCGGAGAGCCUGCCCCUUGCCGGGCGGUGCCAAAGCCCCUCUCGUUCGCAAGGCAGGGGCUCAGCCACGGGAUGCGGGCGCUUGUUGCUCCAAGGUGGGCGCUGCUGUCUCUGCUGCUGGGAUCCUGUUGCACCAGGAAGCCGCCUGGCAGGUCUCGCCAUGUCCUGCUCAUUGUCGCUGAUGAUGGUGGUUUUGAGAGCGGUGCAUACAACAACACAUUCAUCAGCACUCCACACCUGGAUACCUUGGCCCAGCGCAGCUUGAUCUUCCAGAAUGCCUUUACCUCCGUCAGCAGCUGUUCUCCCAGCCGAGCCAGCCUCCUGACAGGCCUACCCCAGCACCAGAAUGGGAUGUAUGGGCUGCAUCAGGAUAUACAUCACUUCAAUUCCUUUGACAGAGUUCGUAGCCUUCCUCUGCUGCUCAGCAAGGCUGGGAUCAGGACAGGGAUCAUUGGAAAGAAACAUGUUGGACCGAAGACUGUGUAUCCCUUUGACUUUGCCUACACUGAGGAAAACAGCUCUGUCUUGCAGGUGGGGAGGAAUAUCACUCGGAUCAAGCUGCUUGUUCGGAAAUUCCUCCGCAGCCAAGAUGAGAAGCCUUUUUUCCUCUAUGUUGCGUUCCAUGAUCCUCACCGCUGUGGCCACUCUCAGCCCCAGUAUGGAGCCUUUUGUGAGAAAUUUGGCAACGGAGAGACUGGAAUGGGCUGGAUCCCAGAUUGGAAACCCCAGCAUUACAGCCCAGAUCAAGUGCAGGUCCCAUAUUUUGUGCAGGAUACACCAGCUGCUCGUUCCGAUUUGGUUGCUCAGUACACAACCAUUGGGCGCAUGGAUCAAGGCAUUGGCCUUGUCCUGGAGGAGCUACACAAUGCUGGCUUCAGCAACAAUACUCUUGUGAUCUACACAUCAGACAAUGGUAUUCCCUUCCCCAGUGGCAGAACCAACCUGUAUUGGUCAGGCACAGCUGAACCCCUCCUCCUCUCUUCCCCUGAGCAUCCUGCACGCUGGGGACAGGUCACCAAUGCCUAUGCCAGCCUUCUAGAUAUCACCCCUACUGUUUUGGAUUGGUUCUCUGUGCCAUAUCCCAGCUACAGCCUCUUUAAGAAGCGGAAGGUGCAACUCACAGGGAAAUCCCUCCUGCCAGCCUUAUUGUCAGAGCCGUCAUGGACGACUGUGUAUGCAAGCCAGAGCUUGCACGAGGUUACCAUGCACUAUCCCAUGCGAGCUGUGCAGCAUGGCCCCCUGCGCUUCAUCCACAACCUGCAGAACCGCAUGUCCUUCCCCAUUGACCAAGAUUUUUAUGUUUCACCCACGUUCCAAGACCUGCUGAAUAGGACUCAGGCAGGGCAGCCCACCCACUGGAACAAGACAUUGCACUGCUACUAUCACCGAGAACGCUGGGAGCUGUAUGAUCACAGCAUGGACCCCACUGAGAGCAGGAACUUGGCUUCUGACCCUCGCUACGCUCAGGCUCUCCAGGAGCUCCAGGGGCUGCUGUUGAAGUGGCAGUGGGAAACAGAUGACCCCUGGGUGUGUGUACCUGAUGGGGUCUUGGAGGAUAAACCCAGCCCCCAGUGCCGGCCUCUCCACAAUGAACUGUGAUUUUAAUUCCUUACCCCUUGCGGCUGCUAUUGCUUCUCCAUGCAAAACAGAGGCAAAAGGAAAAGAGCUAAAGAAGACUUCUUUACUUGCAAACUCUGCAUUAUGUAGAACCAAAUACUUAUGAGGCUGCAGGUUCAGGAAGGAGCUGCUGUCAAAUGCCAGAUCGUGGUUUCGGCUCACAAAAAAGAGAAGUGCCUGCCAGAAGAAGUGCCUACCAGAAGUGCCUAAGAACUCAAAUUUAUACACAGAUCACCCUUUCCAAAAUGUUUGCCAUCCAAGAGACAACUACCAAAUGGAACAAAACAUUCUGCAGGCAACACUGCCCUAUCUAGAUCAACAGAUGGGCUCGGUUCCCCAGACUGCAGGUUGUUUAUCAGCACCUUUCUAGGAAUUAGAAUAGGAUAGCGCAGAGCUAGCUUAAAACUUCAUAAAGACACAGAUUUGGUGCUCUCACAACUGUCAGUAGCGCACACACAUAGGAGCAUCAUUUUGAGAGCACUGCCUCCCCAGAUUGUAGCAUAUGUGGAAAGCUAGUGAACAGACUGGUAGCAAGCUGAAAAGGAAGCAGUUCUCUGUCUGUAUGCUGGUGUGGUAGAGGCACAUAAAACAGCUGAUCCAUAUUAAAAACAAUCUAUUCAAUUGGGCUGUUAAUCCUGGAAUAAGCAGCCAUGUAGUUGAAAUCACAGCCUGGGGAACAAACAGGGAAGUGAGUGGUUCUGAUGCUGACGUUGCUGGUUCUGAGCAGAGUGCUUCAGUGAGUCAUUCCUUUCCUAAAAGCAGCAACUGGAAGAGCUGGGGAUCCUUUCCUUACUUUAGUUGUUCGUCUUUUCUAACAGAGAAGGUGAGAACUCCCUCAGAUUUUUGUCUCAAGGUCGCUUUUAUACACACCAGCAAGAGGUGGAAAACAUGUACAAAUAUUACCAAGAAUUUUAAUUCAACACCAUUAUAAUUCAAAAAGAGCCAUCUAUUUACAUGCUGCUUUAUAAAAUCAAAUAAAUCCCAACACUUAUUUUAUAAGCUUUAUCUAUAAAAUCAAACUGAUAACGUACAUGGCAAAUGGAACUGAGUAAGAGACAAAAGCUAUAAAACUUUGUGGUUUUUUCUCUGUACAUUAUCUGCAAUCUCAUAUUCACACUUGUAGGAUAUUAACUUGUUGACAGGCAGAAGGAUUCUGGGAUACCCAGUACAAUAAAGUAAAGACCACAUGGUCUCAGAGAUUUAAGGAGACUGUACUGCAAAUAACACAGGAGAUUCACUACUUGUACAUUAACUAUUUGUUAAUUGAGAUUCACUAUUUGUACAUUGUACUUGCACUAUGGGCCAUUUUAAGUUAAAAUAAAAUAGGCUCUUGACAGAGGGGAGGGCAGGUGGGGAACUCCCGCCCUCCUCCUCCCAGGAGUGUGCUCCCACACCAGCUUCUGCCCCAGCCCCAGCUGGACCUACCCAAGGCCACUGCUCCUUGUCCUUGGGGUCCUUGUUUGUGCCUGGCUUGGAGGAAUAGUGGGUGGUGUGCCAUGAGAUGAGUGCCAGGCCUGGCGGGAGAGCAGCUUGUCACCACUGUACUGCCAGGCCCGCUUGUCAGUUGGGGUGAGGGGAGGGUGGUAGGGCAAUGGGGAGGCUGCUGCUUGGUCUGGUGGUCAGGGCAGCUUCCCGCUGCCCUCCCUGCUAGGUCCAGAUUGUUCCUGGGUCGGGGGGAGGUGGAUGGGGGACUGGUUGGAAUGUGAGGGACACAUGGAUGUGCAGGACUCACUUUGUGAAUCCCAGGGACCACCCGUGGAUUUGAAAUGCAUCAAGUGACACAUUCCCGGCCCGCCAGUUAAUUCCUUGACAAAAGACGGCAGUGGUACUUUGUGAGAUCUUAAAGUAUGUUCUUUUUAAUGUGAAAUAUAUGUAUUAAAAUGUUUCAUUUUAA
This is a messenger RNA of Sphaerodactylus townsendi, 3524 nucleotides long. It is a transcript of the gene SGSH, whose product is annotated as N-sulfoglucosamine sulfohydrolase. The coding region runs from base 86 to 1612 and encodes 508 amino acids. Gene Ontology annotation, biological process: heparan sulfate proteoglycan catabolic process; glycosaminoglycan catabolic process. The transcript has 8 exons. Gene Ontology annotation, molecular function: N-sulfoglucosamine sulfohydrolase activity. The record is from RefSeq and is a predicted model, not a curated record. NCBI's taxonomy places the organism in Eukaryota, Metazoa, Chordata, Lepidosauria, Squamata, Sphaerodactylidae.